This is a messenger RNA of Miscanthus lutarioriparius, 1170 nucleotides long. The record is from the annotation of a GenBank genome assembly. Lineage: Eukaryota; Viridiplantae; Streptophyta; Magnoliopsida; Poales; Poaceae.
AUGUCGCACCGUAAAUUCGAGCACCCGAGGCACGGGUCCCUCGGCUUCCUACCCAGGAAGCGAUCUUCCCGCCACCGCGGAAAGGUGAAGUCCUUCCCGAGGGAUGACCCAAAGAAGCCCUGCCACCUCACUGCCUUCGUUGGCUACAAGGCUGGAAUGACACACAUUGUGCGUGAGGUCGAGAAGCCUGGCUCCAAGCUCCACAAGAAGGAAACUUGUGAGGCUGUGACUAUCAUUGAGACCCCUCCCCUUGUCAUUGUCGGACUUGUGGCAUAUGUGAAGACCCCCCGUGGCCUGCGGACCCUCAAUUCUGUCUGGGCCCAGCACCUUAGCGAAGAAGUGAGGAGAAGGUUCUACAAGAACUGGUGCAAGAGCAAGAAGAAGGCCUUCACCAAGUAUGCCCUCAAAUAUGACAGCGACGCAGGCAAGAAAGAAAUCCAGUUGCAGCUUGAGAAGAUGAAGAAGUAUGCUUCAGUUAUACGUGUUAUCGCCCACACUCAGAUUAAAAAGAUGAAGGGUUUGAAGCAGAAGAAGGCUCACCUUAUGGAGAUCCAGGUGAACGGUGGCACUAUAGCAGACAAGGUGGACUAUGGUUACAAAUUCUUUGAGAAGGAAGUCCCUGUUGAUGCUGUGUUCCAGAAGGAUGAGAUGAUUGACAUCAUUGGAGUCACCAAGGGUAAGGGGUAUGAGGGUGUGGUCACUCGUUGGGGCGUUACCCGGCUUCCCCGUAAGACCCACAGGGGUCUCCGCAAGGUAGCCUGUAUCGGUGCCUGGCAUCCUGCUAGGGUGUCGUACACAGUUGCCCGUGCUGGUCAGAAUGGAUACCAUCACCGUACUGAGAUGAACAAGAAGGUUUACAAGAUCGGCAAGGCUGGACAGGAAACCCAUGAUGCCUCAACUGAGUUUGACAGGACUGAGAAGGACAUCACUCCCAUGGGUGGAUUCCCCCACUAUGGUAUCGUCAAAGGCGACUACCUGAUGAUCAAGGGUUGCUGCGUCGGUCCCAAGAAGAGGGUGGUGACUCUCCGCCAAUCUCUGCUGAAGCAGACCUCUCGGCUGGCGCUGGAGGAUAUCAAGCUCAAGUUCAUCGACACCUCGUCCAAGUUUGGGCAUGGGCGCUUCCAGACCACAGACGAGAAGCAGAGGUUCUACGGCAAGCUCAAGGCCUGA